AUGUCUAUCCACCUGCUUAUUUCAGAACAGAAACCUACUCAAGCAGCGAAAUCCGUAGAAACUAGUGAACCUGUUUCAGCUGAUUUAACAAAAGCAUAUCUAAACAAUGAUUCUACGACUUCUACUUGUCCUUGCGAUUACACUCAGCUUAACAAUGUUGGCACUUACAUAUCCAGAAAGGGCUAUAUCUUCACCAAGGUGAAAUAUAGCGGCAAUUCAUGCUUCUUCUUUGGAUCAGAUGUCGUAAUUUGGGAGUCAGAUAUCCCUGAGCUAUAUGCCAAAAGGUCAAUGUCACUCCGAUCAACGAUAUCCAAAUACAUUAACGAUUCACCUUAA
This is a messenger RNA of Theileria orientalis strain Shintoku, 336 nucleotides long. RefSeq lists its product as hypothetical. The record is from RefSeq and is a predicted model, not a curated record. The coding region runs from base 1 to 336 and encodes 111 amino acids. NCBI's taxonomy places the organism in Eukaryota, Apicomplexa, Aconoidasida, Piroplasmida, Theileriidae. The transcript has 2 exons.